CUGUUAGGAAAGACAAUUGACAUGGAAAAUUCAGUUGAAAGGUAGGCUGUGAGAGUAACACGGUAAAUUAUAUUAAACAAUUGGGUUUGGUAGUACUUAACCAUCUCCUAAUUCCGAAUCAUUCGUUCAGGUUCUUGUGAUAAAAUUAUUGGCACAAAUGCAAGUAUUUAUACGCUUGUCCUGAACACAGUUCUCACUGUAUCUUUCUGGUAAAUUUUCCUAAAAAGGACAAAGUUGUGUUCCUUUCGAGUGUAUAAAUGGCAGGUGGUGUAGAUCAAGCUGUCCCUUCUGUUGUGUCUAAAACUGCCAUUGACAGGAGCCAAGAACCGGACAAAACUAACCACCACAAACCUGGUAUUGAGGCAUUGCUGAUGGCCCAGAAAAUACCAAAGGCAGUUACACCGGUUUCUUCUGCUGCCGACAGGGAGUCCAUUAGACGGCCUCGAGGCAGACCUGCAGGCUCCAAAAACAAACCCAAACCGCCCAUCAUCGUCACCCGUGACAGCGCAAAUGCGCUUCGGGCACAUGCCAUGGAAGUGAGCUCCGGUUGUGAUGUGAGUGAGAGCUUAGCCAACUUUGCCAGGAGGAAGCAGCGAGGCAUUUGCAUACUCAGCGGAAGUGGAUGUGUAACUAAUGUCACGCUUCGGCAACCAGCCUCAUCUGGUGCCAUCGUAACCCUUCAUGGCAGGUUUGAGAUUCUCUCGUUGCUGGGUUCAAUCCUGCCUCCUCCGGCCCCACCUGGGAUAACAGGCCUGACAAUCUACUUGGCCGGGGCUCAGGGCCAGGUUGUAGGUGGAGGUGUUGUUGGCUCGCUCAUUGCCUCAGGCCCUGUCGUGAUCAUGGCUGCAUCGUUCAUGAACGCCACGUUUGAUCGCUUACCGUUGGAUGAGGAUGAAGUAGCUGCAGCUCUGCAGAAUCAGCACUAUCAAAAUGGUCGUCAUCAUCCCUUGGAUGUCUCGGAUCUAUAUGGGAUGCCUCAGAACUUGCUCACCAAUGGUAAUAUGCCUCCUGAGGUCUUCUCCUGGGCUUCAUGCCGAACCAUGUCAAAGACUCAAGUUUGAUUUGGAGAAUUUCACCAUGUCUCAUUACUGAUGGUGUUUUUAUUCUGCGUCGCUCUGUUAUCUGUCCAGCAAAUAUAUAAAGCUUUCUGAGUAGACUUUUAGCUUCACUUAUUAGAUAAUACCUGUUAUACUACCACUUGCAUUUGUUUUCAAUAUCUCUUUUUUUUUGUGUGUGGCUAUAAAAAUAUCUCCUGUAUCAUUGUAUUAACCAAGUGUGAAUCAAAAGAUUUAAUAUUCCUUCUUAAUACUUUGGACA
This is a messenger RNA of Humulus lupulus (European hop), 1317 nucleotides long. Its product is annotated as AT-hook motif nuclear-localized protein 16. Lineage: Eukaryota; Viridiplantae; Streptophyta; Magnoliopsida; Rosales; Cannabaceae. Gene Ontology annotation, biological process: vegetative to reproductive phase transition of meristem. The coding region runs from base 258 to 1061 and encodes 267 amino acids. The record is from RefSeq and is a predicted model, not a curated record. Gene Ontology annotation, molecular function: DNA-binding transcription factor activity; minor groove of adenine-thymine-rich DNA binding. The transcript has a single exon. Gene Ontology annotation, cellular component: nucleus.